This is a messenger RNA of Trichophyton verrucosum HKI 0517, 1488 nucleotides long. RefSeq lists its product as uncharacterized. The record is from RefSeq and is a predicted model, not a curated record. The transcript has 8 exons. The coding region runs from base 1 to 1488 and encodes 495 amino acids. Lineage: Eukaryota; Fungi; Ascomycota; Eurotiomycetes; Onygenales; Arthrodermataceae.
AUGCACCAAGCCAACUCGCCUCUCCUAAACUAUAGAGUCCUUUAUUCGAAUGUGAUAAAACGCGGGAAUCUCUUAGCCUCAGCCUCGUCAACUUGGCUCCCCGCUUUUAAGAACAUUGCGGACCUUCUUUGUGGGCGGAGAUCGAGGGCAACAAGCGGCUUGCAUGGGGAAUCAAGGGAGGCUGAGACACCGACUAUGACAACAAUCACAGAAAACCCGAGCCACCUCGACGAAUUGGAGGGAAGAGAGGCCGUGGGAAAACCAGCCGCCUUCCAUGUCCUUCGGUGGCAUCAGGGUCGGGACUUUGAGUGUUCAAAAAUCCAGAAUGUCACGGAUCUGCCUCAGCUUGCCGAUUGUGACUUGACAGUGAUUCUCGCCCCCUUCGAUAGUCCCAGCACAAUCCCUGAUUUCCGAGCGCUGGUAGACCGGUAUGAAAUUCCAAGCGGGUUUGUGUUGGAGAGACUGCAGGGAGUGACGCACUCCUUCGGCGCGUCGCUAGCCAGAGACGGAUCGCAAAGUGACCUGGCUGCAGCAACUUGGACAUCAUCUAAACGCUUUAAACCAGCGGUAUGGAUGCAUUUUCUCUGCACGGCGUCUUCCCCAGAUGCCGAAAACGCAGAGUGGCUCAAGUCCGCGGCCGUCCUGAAAUGGUCAACACCAACAGCCAGCCGUCAAACACCCAAUAAUCAGGACAAACGCCACGCGAAUGGUCCUGUUACUCUUAUAUGUUUUCGGCCGAUGGAGGGUAUCUGCGAGCGAAUCUUCCACCUCGCACAAGAAUCCAAUUGGGGAGAUGUCCUUCAAGACCCGUAUCUAUUGCUCGAUAUGGUGUAUGAAUCAUGGUAUCUCCGUCUGGACGAGAGUGCCUGGAAGACAAAUAAUCUUUGCCAAAAUAUCGAAAAGGAUGCAUUCAAAGGCACCAGAGACCUUGACGCGAGUUUCCCGGGCCCACCAGUCGUCGAUCUCUAUUACGUCCACACGAUUGCCAAAAAUGCGAUCUUUAUGCUGGAAGCCGUUGAUGCCACGCUUCGGUCACUCGACGCAGCCAUCGCACAUCACCAAGAGCUAUCAUAUACCAUCUCUCCCCCACCAAAGAAUAAGAAGGAGGAGGAUAGGUCAAUUGAUCUGGUGGAUGGAACAUCGGAUAAACGCUCCCCAAUAUGGAGAGCCACGCACGGCAUGCUGUUGCACCGCAGGGAGCUUUUCCAGGAGACCAGAUUGCGCACCAUUAGUGUUGAAAAGCGGCUGACCAACAUUAUCAACCUCGCGUUCAACAUUGAUGCUAUGCGAAACAGCCGCAUAACCCAACGCGACAGUUAUAGCUUGAAAGCGCUUUCACUGGUUGCCACCGUUUUCCUCCCUAUUUCGACUGUGGCCACAGUAUUUAGCACGCCAUUCUUCGAAGCCUCUGGUCCGUCGACAUCUCCCCAAGCUAGUGACGUUCAAGGAGGGGGGACUCUGCUUGUUAACAAGACUUCAGUCUGGUAA